AUACAUCUAUUUAACAAUCGCAACUUCCAAACGACCCCGCUAUUUAAUUCAUUUUAUCAACAAACAUUAAAUUACAAUUUUAUCUCUUAAAAUUAAAUUCCCUACCGGGAACCCACCAAUGACCCACCUACUCACACCCACAGUUGUCUUGCGAGUUGGGGGUAUGGCCAUGGAGUCAGCAAUUUGGCAACCAAUUUUCCAUCCCUUUUUUGUUUUCCUCCUCUUCUUCAGUUUAUAUAUUUUUCUCUCUGUGGUUGCCAUCUCUCUCCAAUCACUUUCCUUUUCCCCAAAGCCAGAGACUCUCUCUUUUGCUCCAGACAAAUUGAUCACCACACAGAUUAACAAUUCAAAGUUUUCCUUCUGGCCUUCUCCCUUGGCUGGCAGUUGCAGUUGGGCCCUUUUAUUUCCAAUGCAGCUGCCCCUUUUAGCAACCAGUCAAUCGCCGUCUUCUGGAGAUUCAGCUUAGUUGAAGAGGGAGUCAAUUCAAUUCAAACGAGGCCUCGGCUCUUCCUCUUCUUCUUCUUCCUUACACGGUUUUUUUCGUGUUUGCUUGAAGAGCUUGUUACGGGGAGGAAGAAUGCUGAGGUGUUGGACGGCGGCGCUUCAAUUGACGGAGCUGUUCGUGAGCUCCUUGGUGCAUAUGCUUUAUGGGUUCUACAUAUUCAGCUCCGCGGUGGCCGGCGAUCUCUCUCAGGGGUUGAGUGAUUGGCUUUUCAAGCCAAACGCGGACUUCGCCGUCAAGAGAGAACAGAGAGCGUGUUCUGCCAGUCGCACUAGCGUGGAAGACCUCCCUCCGAUUGUGUUGGUUCAUGGGAUUUUCGGAUUUGGCAAAGGGAGAUUGGGAGGUUUAUCGUAUUUUGCAGGGGCAGAGAAUAAAUAUGAGAGGGUUCUUGUCCCUGAUCUGGGCUCUCUAACCAGCAUAUAUGAUAGGGCAAGGGAGCUGUUCUAUUAUUUGAAAGGAGGGCAAGUUGAUUAUGGUGAAGAACACAGCAAAGCUUGUGGGCAUUCCCAAUUCGGGAGGACAUAUGAACAAGGGAACUACCCUGAAUGGGAUGAAGAUCACCCGAUUCAUUUUGUUGGUCAUUCAGCUGGAGCCCAGGUUGUUCGAGUUCUUCAACAAAUGCUUGCUGACAAGGCUUUCAAGGGUUAUGAGAAUACUUCUGAGAAUUGGGUGUUGAGCAUUACAUCCUUAUCAGGAGCAUUUAAUGGAACUACGAGAACUUACUUGGAUGGCAUGCAUCCUGAAGAUUGGAAGAGCUUGAAACCGAUAUCUCUGCUUCAAAUCUGUCGCCUUGGUGUCAUUGUCUAUGACUGGCUUGACCUAGCUUGGCUGAAGGAAUAUUACAACUUUGGGUUUGAUCACUUCAACAUGUCAUGGAAGAAAAAAGGAAUUUCCGGUUUGGUAGACUGCCUGUUAGGGAAUGUUGGUCCAUUUGCUUCAGGCGAUUGGAUACUCCCCGAUCUCACAAUCCAAGGGUCUGUCGAACUCAACUCCCAUUUACAUACAUUCCCCAACACGUACUAUUUCAGCUAUGCAACCAAGCGUACAAGGAAAAUCAUGGGUGUGACAGUACCUUCCAGCAUCCUUGGUGUCCAUCCCCUGCUUCUCAUCAGAGUUCUUCAGAUGAGCCAGUGGCGCCAUCCUUUGGAUGUUGCUCCUCCUUUUAAAGGAUAUAGAGACGAGGACUGGCAGGACAACGAUGGCGCCAUCAACACCAUAUCCAUGACACACCCUCGAUUCCCAGUCGAGCAUCCUAGCCAUUUCAUUCAAGAUGAUUCCCAGUGUCAGUCCUUACAACCGGGAAUCUGGUACUACAAGGUUGUGGAGGGGGAUCACAUAUUGUUCAUAAUAAACAGAGAGAGAGCAGGAGUCGAAUUCGAUUUGAUGUACGACAGCAUUUUUGAACGGUGCAGAAAGCAUGUAUUUAAGAGGAAUCCACAGAUGUUGCCAAAUGAAGCACAACAUUGACUGGAGAGAUGCCCCUUUCUUUCUUACUUCUCCAUUUCUGGUUUUUUGUUUACCUUCCAUUACCCGCAGCAAUAUAUAUAGUGAAAGAAAGAGCUAAUCUAGGAAAGAAAGUGCAGAACAGCAGAAGAUAGAGGGGAGAAAGAAUAUUCCAGUGCUGAUAUAUACUUCUUUGACCCUCUUCUCCUUUUCCCCAAUUGUCCUACGUUGUACAAACGAUCUUCUAAAGGGGUUUACACAAUAUUCAAUCAAAUCUUCUUCUGCAGCUCCAGCAUUUUAGAUUUUCUAAAAGGGGGUUACACAAUAUUCAAUCAAAUCAGAUAAGGUGACUAAGCCCUACGCAGUUUGCAAGAAAUCAAAAUUUAAGAU
Linum trigynum is the source of this 2335-nucleotide messenger RNA. NCBI's taxonomy places the organism in Eukaryota, Viridiplantae, Streptophyta, Magnoliopsida, Malpighiales, Linaceae. The record is from the annotation of a GenBank genome assembly.